UUAGAUGAACGUCGCCUUAGAAAGCUCAAAGUAUUUCUUAAAAGCGUCUCAUACAAUGGAUGCGAGGGAGCAAGCUUGCCAAAUCUGAACGAUCUGUACGUGGACCAGCUUCUGGUGGACGAAUUCCCGUGCAAGGAGCUCUCGAAAACCGAGGAGUUCAAGUGCAAUCCUACACCAUUUAUCCUAGCGAGUUGUUUUAAUAGAAAUCAAGUAAAGGACACCUCUAACAAUAAUAUGGGAAAUAAAACAACGAAAAGGGCCCCGAGGAAAGCAAACUUUACUCCUCGAAAGAGAAACACGCAGAAUGUUAAUUCACCAAAAACACCGAAGCAAGACUCGCCUCUUCAGUUAAGUAAGCUUCAACAAAUAAGGUCACCGCUCAGCGCUGAGAAGACAAAUCCCGCUAGAAGACUUUUUACAGAAGAACAGUUUGACAAAAUAAAGAAUGUUACACCGAGAAAGGAGGAAAGCUUAGCGAAAGAAAAA
Messenger RNA from Porites evermanni, 486 nucleotides. NCBI's taxonomy places the organism in Eukaryota, Metazoa, Cnidaria, Anthozoa, Scleractinia, Poritidae. The record is from the annotation of a GenBank genome assembly.